Camelina sativa (false flax) is the source of this 1764-nucleotide messenger RNA. RefSeq names its product putative F-box/LRR-repeat protein At3g58920. Lineage: Eukaryota; Viridiplantae; Streptophyta; Magnoliopsida; Brassicales; Brassicaceae. Gene Ontology annotation, molecular function: protein binding. The record is from RefSeq and is a predicted model, not a curated record.
CCUAACCUUUGUUUAAUCAAGAAUGUUCAAGAAAAAAAUGAAGCAGUUUCUUAUUUUCUUCACUCUCCGUCUUCAGGAUUAAAUUCCAAAGUCGUGAUCUCAUCAUCUUCGUUGAGUUUGUGGUUCGCUAGGGUUUUUAAUUCGAAGAAGAUGGAUCGGAUCAGCGGUCUACCAGAUGAACUUAUCAUGCUAAUCGUGAGUUUUCUUGCUGCAAAGGAUGCUGCGUCUUUGAUUACCUCAAGGAGGUUUAGGAAUCUCUAUACCAUCAUACCAGAUCUUGAGUUCGAUGACACAGCUCAGUUUCAGGGGAGGUUCACGGAUCUUGUGAGUAGAGAAAUGGCUGCUCGGCUGAAAACUACUACGCGCAUAAGGAGAUUCUCUUUGAAAUCUAAAAGGGGUAUUGAUCCAGAUCGUAUCAACCCCUGGCUACGUGAUGUGUUGAAUCAUCGUGGUGUCAUGGAUAUUAAGAUGGGCAUAUAUGGUGAUAAUGGGUAUACGUUGCCUUUGGAGAUCUUCACUUGCAAGACACUCAAGAACCUGAAACUUGGGAGGGAAAUUGAGAUCAGUCUUGUCCCUGAGAAUGCUUUGUUACCAAGCCUUGAGACUCUCGUUUUAGAUGACUGCGUUAGGUUCUGUAAUCCUGUUGAUUGUGCGUUCAAGGCGUUUCUUUCGGCUUGCCCUGUGCUUAAGGAGCUAACCAUUGAUGGUAUGUGCUGGGAAACUUGGGAAUGGUCAGGGAUCGUGUCUAGUCAAAGUCUUCAAAGACUUACAAUUGGUCGUGAGCUUGUAGAUUUUGAAGGGCCUAAUCCACAGUACAUUACUUUUGAUACCCCAAGUCUUGCCUACUUAGAGUACGGUGAUUUUGUCCCGGAUGGGUAUACAACUGUUAGUUUCGAGUCCCUUGUGGAAGCUAAGCUCAAUCUUCUUGUGGUGGUAAAUCGCCGAUGGCAUGGUCGGUUUGCAAAUGAUGGUGAUGUCUUGUCUAGCGAUGCAACAAACCUGAUUCAAGGGAUAAGAAAUGUUCAGAUCCUGGAAUUAUCAUCUCCUUAUACUUUUGAGACGCUUUACUUCUUCCGUGAAGCAAUUCCAGUAUUAGAGAAGCUACAUCAUCUAACUAUGAUAAAUGAUGAUAUGGGUUUCUGUUGGAGGUUUCUUCCCUUUUUGCUAAACAAGGCUCCGAAUUUGAAGACCCUUGGUAUCGAGGGUGGAGUGCACUGUCUUGAACCUGACGAUGCUGAAGAAGAAGCUGACAAUGUUGAUGAAGAACCUGACUAUGUGUGCGAGUGUUUGUCGGGAUAUUCUUGUCUAUUGACAUGUUCAGUAGAGGUCUUGGAGAUAACUUUAUGGUAUGGCGGGACGACUGGUGAGUUGCAGCAAGCAAAACAUUUCUUAGGAAAGUUGCCACGUCUGGAGCUGCUGAAAGUUCGUACUUGGAGAAGAAUAAGCGAUAGUGACAAGUUAAGAAUCCACACGGAUCUUCAUAUGUUUCCGAGAGCUUCAUCCAACUGCAGGGUCCAGCUCAGUUUUGUUUGAAAAACAAACGUUGGUCCUCCCUAGUUGCUUAAGUCUGUUGGAACAUGAAUCGGUUUUUGUGCACAUUCUUGGUCACUUUUAUCUCCCUGUGAUCUUUUAUUAACUGGAUUCUCCUAGUUAUAUUCAGUCUGAUUCUAUCUAGUUUCUAGGCAUGAUAUAUGAUGUGUAACUCAGUGUGCUUCGAUGGGCUCUUAGUUUAUGUCUCAGAUGAUCAAAUUGAUUUUUUUUUUU